AUGCCGCUUCCAACUCGUGAAUUAGGUAAAACCGGAGUCAAAAUUCCAACUAUUGGCUUAGGAUGUAUGGGAAUGAGUGAAUUUUAUGGACAAACUGACGAGAAAGAAAACAUCAAUGUAUUGAACAAAUCAAUCGAAUUAGGAAGUUACUUUUGGGAUACUGCAGAUAUAUAUGGAAUUGGAGCUAAUGAGAUCCUUUUAUCCAAAGUUCUUAAAGAACAUCGUAAUGAUGUAUUUCUUUGUACUAAGUUCGGGGCCGUUCGAGGUCCGGAUGUAAAAAAUAUGAUGGUUAAAGGUGAUCGUGAAUAUGUUCUUCAAGCUUGUGAAAAUUCCCUGAAAAGGCUUGGGAUUGAUUAUAUUGAUCUCUAUUAUCAACAUCGUGUGGAUCCCAAAACUCCUGUUGAAGAAACCAUUGCCGCAAUGGCGGAACUUGUGAAAGAAGGCAAAGUGAAAUAUAUCGGACUCUCAGAAUGUUCCGCGAGCACACUUCGACGCGCUCAUAAAGUUCAUCCAAUAGCAGUUUUACAGCCACUUAGUCGUGGAUUCUUAACCGGAAAAUAUAAAUCAAUUGAUGAUUUUGAUCAAAAUGAUUAUAGAAGGACGAGUCCACGUUUCUUUGGUGAUAGUUUUCAGAAAAAUUUAGAAAUUGUUAAGAAAUUUCAAGAAUUCGCAAGCAAGAAAGAUGUUACCGCAAGUCAACUUUGUCUUGCUCAUGUAUUUAAACAUUCUGCCAUUUUAUCAGAAUCCUCUACCUUGUUAAGUCCAAUCUAUCACUAG
Messenger RNA from Funneliformis geosporum, 777 nucleotides. The record is from the annotation of a GenBank genome assembly. Lineage: Eukaryota; Fungi; Glomeromycota; Glomeromycetes; Glomerales; Glomeraceae.